Molecule: messenger RNA, 3312 nt
Organism: Hydractinia symbiolongicarpus
Lineage: Eukaryota; Metazoa; Cnidaria; Hydrozoa; Anthoathecata; Hydractiniidae
Exons: 2
Coding region: 1646-3304 (552 amino acids)
Source: RefSeq, a predicted model, not a curated record
AUGCGAGUAGAAAAUUAGGAUUACCUUGAAAAUACUGUUCAAAAGUUAACAGUGAUAUUUUUCGCGAGAAUAAUUUUCCAUAAACACUAAAUUGUGGAACUGUGUUAAAGAUAUCUCCCAAAUGGCGGGGUUAAAAGGAAGGGUUUUUGUUUCUAUUUGAGAUGGAUGAUACAAGGGGUUCAUUCGGCAAUUUAGAGUAAAUAUCAUUCGAAGCGUAAAGAAAUCACGUUAAGAUAUUUGUUAACGUCGGCUUUACGGUAACUACACUUCCUCCAAACCUUCCUAUAAAUUGAAAAUCCCAUCACAAUUUCGGUUUAUUAUUGAUUUCCGCCAUCGCCACGCGGGGCGGAAUCUUUAAAAUCGCCGGAUGGAAGAUAGAGAUAUAUAUAUAUAGAUAUAUAGAGACAGCACAGAGCCUGGAAGCCGCGGGUAGUUAGUCCUAGUAUAGAUACUGUGUACUUUUUCAGUUUAUUGCAUGGUUUACAGGCUAAUAGUUUUCAACCAAUGACAAUACAGUAUUAACAUUUACGACCCGUCCCAAAGUCGCAAUUUUUUAGGUAGCCAGAAAGCCAUUUUCUUGCUGGUGAAAGACUAGAACUGCUAUAUCUGCAUUAAGAAAACGACGAAAAAGAUAAUAUUGAAUUCCUGUUCGUUCCAGAACCAACCGAACAUACCGAAAAGUUGAGCUAGGUAUCACCUAGAACAUUCCAAAUAGCUAGCUAGCUAACAUUGAAGAAAUUUUAAAUUUUGGUGGUGUGAAUUAUAGGGUCGACAACCGUGACUCGGCAGAGUAUAAAAGAGAAGAAAGUCGACAGAGUAUAAAAGCUAGUUAUUCAGAACAUUCAGAUAUUCAGAAUUAAUUGAACUUACUGAACCUUGAACUUGAAUUUACUUAUCGGUGAACUUAAUAGUGAACUUAUCGGUGAAAUUAGUAGAGAAUUUAUUGGUGAAAUUACAAAACGGAGGUUUCUCUAGCUUUUAAGAUUUUUUUUUCUCGAUCACACGUUACCACCGCUAAUAUGAACCUCGCAUAUAAAAGCUGUCGCCGUAUGGUACUUUUACUUUCUGGUGAUGUUGAAACUAAUCCGGGGCCUUGCACUAUUCUAAAGUCGGUACAGGGAUCUUUUCAUCAAGGGGAUGUUAGGCUUGGAACUUGUACUGGUACACAAUGUAUGUGUAAUUCCCUGUUUGCGAUCGUUUGGUCGGCUCUUAAAAAAGUUUCUUUUUGGAAUCCAGGUGAUCUUGAUCAUAUCCUUUCCGAAGGAACAAAGUGGUACACAAACCUAGGAUACACAAACCAGUACUUAAGCGCAAGUGAGCUCCCAAAUUGUUUCGUUCUUGAAAAUUAGGUCAUACAAAUACAAAGUUUAGAAAAUGUUUCUCAUAUUAUUACAGACGAUAGCACUUCAUUACGCACUUUUCAUAAUUCAUCUGAUUCCGAUAAAGGGCAAGAAAUGCUGGGCAUUAUUAGCAGUGUUAGUUUUGCUAUAGUUUGGGACCACCCGCAAAUUUAUUUAUUUGAUCCUCAUAGCCGAACUAGUUUAGGACAAAUAACAGAACAGGGUACGUCAGUCCUUUUAAAAUUUGAUUCAUUGCAACUCGUGAAAGCUACAUACGCGAAAUAUACGUCACCCCUGGCGAAGCAAUGUGUCUUGAAACUCAAUAUUUCAAAAUACUCGCAACUGAACAGAUAACUGAUAACAUUAUGCUUAACAUUCGCAGGAAAAGAAAACUAGAACAAAACAGGAAGUACCGGGAAUCCGAGAGAGGCCGAGUGAAACAAAAAAUUUCAAUAGGCAAAUAUCAGAAAACGGAACACGGCCAAGCUAAGUUGAGCGAGUCGAUAAGCACAUAUCGGAAAACGGAACAGGGACAAGCUAAGGUGAAAAAGUCGAUAGGCAAAUAUCAAAAAACAGAACAGGGUCAAGCUAAAGUAAAAAAGUCAAUUGGCAAAUAUCAGAAAACAGAAAAGGGACACGCUAAGAUAAAAGAGUCUAUAGGCAAAUAUCAAAAUACAGUAAAUGGUCGAUCCAAGCUAAGAGAGUCGAAAAGUAAAUACAAAAAAACGGAACAGGGCCAAGCAAAGCAAAGGGAGUCCGUAGAAAAAUAUCGGGAAACUGAGCAGGGCCAACAGGCACAAAAAACUGCAAAGAAACGCCAUGUAGUGGAAGGUAAAGCAACAAAACGUAAGCGUGUUAACAAUCUGCCUGAUUCUGAUGAAAAAAUAAACCAAUUUAAAAAAUGCAUUGGGAAUGGGCCAUUUUAUAUAUGUGUCAUAUGUAAUCGUUCUUUAUAUAGGCGGUCAAUUAAAUUUUUUCGCCACGUCGAUUAUCCUGCCAUUUCAGAAGAGCAUUUUCGCUUCAGAGUACAAAGUUUUGAUGGCAAAGAAUACAUAUGUGCAACAUGCCAUUCAAAACUUACAAAACGAAAAAUUCCUUCCCAGGCUGUAUCUAAUAAUCUCCAAAUGUUUGAUCUCCCAGAAUCAAUGAGCACAUUACGACGAUUAGAAAAAAUUAUUAUAUCUAAAAGAAUUUUAUUUAAACGAAUUGCAAUAAUGCCUAAAGGUCAGUGUCCUAAAAUAAAAGGUGCAAUAUGUAAUGUUCCAAUAAAAGCCGAUGAAAUAAGCAAUGUCUUACCAAGAGGAAUGGAUAAUAAUGGUGUAGUGCAAGUUGCGUUAAAGAAAAAACUGAAUUUCAAAUCUAACGUUUAUUUAGAAUCGGUAAGGCCAGAUGUUAUUCGGGAAGUUCUUUGUUAUCUGAAACUGGUUAACCCUCUUUAUUCAAAUAUUGAAAUUAACCUCACAAACAUACCACCUUCCUGGAUUAAUUUAACAUCUGAACAUGAAACUGGAAAAAGUGAAAAUGAAAUGAACGUUGAUUUUGCAAUAAAAUCGACAACAAAUAAUAAUAUCGGUGAUGUAAAAACCAAGAAUGAAGAUUACCUGGACAAUAGCGAAGAAGAGAAUGAAAACCCGUUAAACGAGUAUCGCUUGCCUUGCCAAGAAACGUCUUUUGUUCCAACUAUUCCACCAAAUGACCAAAUUGAUGAUGGAAAUAUUGUUAUUGCUCCAGGAGAGAAAAAAAUUCCCAUACCAAUAAUUUCUGAUGAGCAUUGUGAAGAACUUUCCCACCCCUAUCUAUUUCCAACAGGUAAAUUCGGAUAUCACACGAAAAGACAAGUACCACUUUCCCCGACCAAGUAUUUCAACCAAAGAUUACUGAAUUAUAGACAGAAGUUUGCCUCUGAUACUGACUAUACAUUCUUUGCUCAUGCAGUGACUCAACAUUCUUCUUCUUCUUCUUAAUUUAUUUA